AGGAGAACAUGGAACCACAUCAGUCUUUCAAUUCAUCAUUAAUGUCAGCAUCUGAUUACUCAAGCUCUGUUGAUGCUUCAGUUUUUUAUGGUCCCUGGUCAACACUUGGAGAUGGCUACAAGCAACUUUGUGGCUCUCAGCUUUAUGCUAAGAACAGGAUUCACAGUGAAAGAAAUGAUUAUGGCAGUGAAACAGACUUGUAUAGAUUGGUUUCUAGUAUUUUGGAAGAAUCUGACAAAUCCCAGUUCUUUUCUACAGAUGGCAGUUUUUCUAGCAACUUAAAAUCCAUGUGCCCUCCAGGUGGUACCAAAGCAGCAGAGCAGCAUGACCUUUUGACAGAUACUCAAGGACCUAGUGACUUGUCUUCUGCCCAGCAGAUGUGUGACAAUGAUUGCCUUGCUGCUGCAAAACAGUACCUGCACAGUAGUGCUACAGCAUCAGAGCAGAGGACAGAUGAGUUUUACAAUAAUUUUAACACCUUAGAUCUUAAAGAAGAACAGUUUUUUUUACCUUUAGAGAAUGACACCAUGAACUACUAUGCAGGUCACACUUGUGACAGUUCCCGGGUGGCCUUUCAUGAUGCUGUAUGUGUAAAAAAUGGUUUGCUAUCACAGUUGGUGCUUCCUGAAACUGUAGAAAAAUUAGGAGUUGAUAUGUAUUCAUACACAAGGGACAAAUUGUGUACUAAACAAAAUGAUAUCCCUUUAAACUGUAAGAGAGCAGAAAUAUUCCCAUCUUAUUUUAGCAGGCACGUAGACAGUUCUGAAUGUGGAAGAUCUCCUGAAUAUUCAAAGAGUUUUCAUUUUUCUAAAAAUUCGGCAUUUGUGGAAGAUAAGUUGUACUCAAAAGAAUCUGCUUUACCUGGUGAUGGAUUGAAAACUGCAUCAGAAUGUGGAAUAAAGCCACAUCCCAUUUGUCAAAUUAAUGAUGAUUAUUCAGAUACUUUGGGAAAUCAGAUGUUCUCAGGAUGUAAUCCUCAACAUUUAGACUAUUUUAAACAUGUAAACUUCUUGACAAACCGUGAGACAGAUCAUAGUAGGCCAUUAUGGUCGGAUGUUCAAACAGAAGCCAGUAGUUCUGUGUCAUAUCGUAAUCAAGGGAACAUUACAAAAUUUAACAGUCACCUGUCAUCUGUUUCAAAGAUGUCACCACAGGCUUCAGAAUUCUCUCAGCUAUCAUCCUUACAACUGGCACAAAACAACAAGUCAUGCUUCCAGGUGUAUAACCAAGACAACAAUUCAAGAUUUUCCAGUUUAGAGACAGGUUAUGGUACAGAGAAAAGUCACUGUAGCAGUCAGAAGGAAGGGGUGAAUAAACCACGGGAAGAGCAUCUCUACGAGAUAGGCUGUGACAAGAAGAUGAAGCAGUUAAAUGUUUUGUGUGAGAAUUAUUCCAGUCAGCAAUAUAUUUGUCCAGAAAAUAUAUGCAAACGUGGAUUUUCAGUCAAGCCUCAGAAUGGGCAUUUUGAGCCUGAAGAUGGGCAGAAUCAUGUGGAUGUUUUUUCUCAAAAUGUUUCCCAUGAUAUCUUAGAAACUCAGGCUUAUUAUACCGGUGUGCAGAAACAGGGUAGUGGAUGUAACGUAAACAAUCAUGGAAAUUGUCCACAGACUGUUUAUCUUUCUAAUAACUACAUGAUGCGUGACUUGAAAUGUAAUCAUGACUUUUUGCAACUUGAUUCAAAUAUUUUUCCUUCAAGAGCUACUGUUCCACCUCGUCAUUCUGUUGUUCCAAGGAUGGAACCUAGUGACUCUCUAUUUCAUGAUGAUUUGUCUCAUUUAAAUCCCUAUUUUAAUGAUAUGAAAUAUGGAAAUAAUCCUUUAACUGGAUUUAUGGCAGCGUUUGGAUUUCACAGGCCUUCAAGAAUUCGAAAUGGGCCAUCUAGUGAGCUUUCUUUCCAACUAGAAGAGUGUAAUGACCAGUGGAAAGCUUUGGAAAAAGAAAGAAAAAAGGCAGAAUUGGUGCUUGCCAAGACUUAUCCUGGAAAGAGGGUUUCAAGUGCAAGUAGUAUACCUGUUCCAAGACUUCCUUCAAAUCCUUCAAGAGUUGAUCGCCUUGUUGUUGAUCAGCUACGGGAGCAAACUAGAGUUGUUGCUUUGCUUGGAAAAAUGGAGUAUCUUCGCAGCUUUCCACUUCAUGCCAAUAUAUCUACAGCUCUUGCUAAACACUUAGAAGCAAUUCAUGUUGUUCAGACACGUAGAAGAGAAGAAAUAAUAAAUACUUCCAGAUGCCAAAGGCAGGGAUUACCAAGACGCAAAGAUGACCGAGAUGUGUUUGCCCUGGCAUCAGCAGUUAAGGAGUUAUCUGCAGUUACUCGGAAAGCUCGCACUGCCUUAUGGUGUGCUCUUCAAAUGACACUGCCAAAAACUACAACUAUAACCACAGAGGGACACACAGAUGCCAGCAGUAGCUUACAAGACACUUUGAAUCCUGAAGAACAAAGCUACAUAUGUAUGAGCAUUUGUGAGUCUUUUGAUGAUAAAGGAGAAAGGAAACAUAAUUAGCAUCACAGUUAAAUAAAUACUUAAGUGCAUACAUACAAAGAUUUAGUAAAAUGUUUUUACUUUCAGGUUUUGAGUUAAUACUAAUAAACAAAACAUAUAAUUAUAUUUAAAAUUAUAGUAUGUUACUAACUUUUAACAAAGGGAAAUGAACUCUAAAAAUUAUUCAAACUGAAUGAUUAAACUUUGCUUAGAAAAUUGUUGAUUGUUGCAGCACAGAAUUUUGAAAAUUGACCGUUAUGAUAUAAUUCUCUAAUAAUCAAAAGUAUUUAUAACACACUUUCUGUAGUAUACUGCCAAACACCUGAAAUGUUUAAGCAGUUGCAUUAACCUUGCACAGGUUAUGUUAUGGCACUAUGCAGGACAUGUAUGCUAGUACUCUUUUUUUUUUUUAGACAUUCAGCAAAUGUGCGGUUGUUUUGUCAUUAUUUUCGUUAUCCAUGUUAAAAAUUUUAAAUUAACUCUGCAUCUUGGAACUCAAUUUUAAAUGUAUUUAUUUAAAGGCAGAUCAGUAAGAAACAAUUCUGUUACAUGGGAAGGUACAAGUAAAUAAUGACUUGAAAAAACAGAUGCAUUCAUACUGUAUUUCUGUUAAAAUACAUGUGUGAUUUUUUUUCUGCUUGUUUAGUUUUUCAAAAGAAACAUUUAUUAGCAUCGGCAUAUUUGUUUUGAAAGCUUUCUGCAAUAUAUCUUGGCAUUUUGAAAUAUGUCAUUUGUUGCUUGUAGACUGCUAUUGAAUGUGGGGUGCUGUAUGCACUUUCUUAAUACCUUUUUAAGUUGUAAACAAACAGAUUACUUAGAAAUUAUCACUGUUAUGUGGUACAGAAACAGAGCUUUUAACAGUUCUAGCAGUCAUUUACAAUGAUCAUAGGAAUUAACUUUACUAUCCCGUGGAGAACUUUUUUUUUUUACAUUUCAUCCUUAAUA
Protopterus annectens (West African lungfish) is the source of this 3425-nucleotide messenger RNA. It is a transcript of the gene MEIOC, whose product is annotated as meiosis specific with coiled-coil domain. Gene Ontology annotation, cellular component: cytoplasm; nucleus. The coding region runs from base 9 to 2501 and encodes 830 amino acids. Gene Ontology annotation, biological process: male meiosis I; meiotic cell cycle; mRNA stabilization. The record is from RefSeq and is a predicted model, not a curated record. Lineage: Eukaryota; Metazoa; Chordata; Ceratodontiformes; Protopteridae. The transcript is spliced from 6 exons.